CUUUCACAGUCUUAAUCAACACCUUAACUCUGCUUCUCAACAGAUUUUUUUUUUUUUUAGCAACAAUGGUUAUAAAAUAUCCAAUAUUUGUUUAGUUUUUCAUAGUUUUAUGUUUAAAUGUUCUUUUGAUGAAGCUUCCUGUUUAUCUUGGUUAUUUAUAUUUGAAGAGAAGUCAUAUUUAGGUGAAUGUAAAUCAUGGAAAAUUCCGAAAUCGAAGAGACUUUGUUUGCUCUUGGUGAACCAAAGCUACAUGGAGAAAUGUGCAAGAUACUCUCUUUGAUGUAUGUCAAAGUGUUGAGUGUUUUUCCUGAGCUAGAAGCUGCUCGUCCGCGAAGUACUUCAGGGAUUCAAGCAUUAUGUUCUUUGCACAUAGCAUUAGAGAAAACCAAGACAGUUCUUCAACAUUGUGCCGAAUGUAGCAAAAUUUACUUGGCCAUAACAGGUGACUCUGUUGUUUUGAAAUUUGAGAAGGCGAGAUCAGCUCUUGAAGAUGGCCUUAGGAAAGUUGAAGAUAUAGUUCCACAAACUAUAGGCUGUCAGAUUUCUGAUAUAUUAGGUGAGCUUGUAGGGAUAGAGUUUUCACUUGAUCCAUCAGAGAAGCAAAUAGGUGAUGAGCUAAUCGGGCUGCUUCAACAAGGUAGAAAUUUUAGUAACGCUAGUGACAAUAACGAAUUAGAAACUUUUCAUCAAGCUGCGUCUAAGCUCGGGAUUACAUCUUCACGGGCCGCUCUUCGAGAGAGGCGGGCUCUUAAGAAACUCGUAGAGAAAGCCCGAAUAGAAGAAGAUAAAAGAAAAGAAUCAAUCGUAGCCUAUCUUUUACAUCUCAUGAGAAAAUACACAAAACUAUUUAGAAGUGAUUUCUCAGAUGAUAAUGAUUCACAGGGCUCGACACCAUGUUCACCUACAGUACAUGGAUCUUUCGAGGGUUACAGUGGGUCUGGGACCCACACCUUUGAAAGGCAACUAUCGAAACUUAGCUCUUUUAACUUCAAACCGAACUUCCGUCGGUCUGGGCAAGUCCCUAUGCCACCUGAAGAGCUAAGAUGCCCAAUUUCGUUACAGCUUAUGUAUGAUCCAGUCAUAAUUGCAUCUGGGCAGACAUACGAGAGAAUCUGCAUAGAGAAAUGGUUUAGUGACGGGCACAACACAUGUCCAAAGAGUCAACAGCAGUUGAGUCAUUUAGGUUUGACUCCUAAUUAUUGUGUCAAGGGUUUGGUUGCGAGUUGGUGUGAACAUAACGGGGUUAUGGUUCCUGAAGGACCACCUGACUCCCUUGAUUUAAAUUACUGGCGACUUUCAUUGUCAGAAAGUGAAUCUGUAAAUUCAAAACCCAUGGAAAGUAUUGGGUCGUUCAAAUAUAAGGGUAUGAAGGUGGCACCUUUACCUUUGGAUGAAAGUUAUGUUAUUGAAGGUGAUGAGUCAGAGAUUGCAGUUGACCAUGAGGGUAAUGUACUUGAGGGUUAUGAUAAAUUAUUGAAAGUUCUACAGACCGAGGAGAAUUUGAGGAAAAAGUGUAGAGUUGUAGAGAAAAUUCGGCGUUUGUUAAAAGAUGAUGAAGAGGCUCGGAUUUAUAUGGGUGCUAAUGGCUUUGCUGACGCGCUGUUGCAGUUUUUGGAGGCCAGUUUGCAUGAACAAGAUGAGUUUUCUCAAGAAAAUGGAGCUAUGGCUCUCUUCAACCUUGCGGUUAAUAACAAUAGAAACAAAGAAAUGUUGUUAUCAGCUGGAAUCCUUUCUCUGAUGCUGCAGAUGAUUAAAGGGACAAAAUCAGUAAAUGCAGCCAUAGCCCUGUACCUAAACCUAUCGUGUCUAGAUCAAGCCAAACCCAUCAUAGGUUCGAGCGAGGCGGUCCCAUUCUUAAUUGAGGUUCUUCGAGGCACUAACGAUUCACAAUGCAAAAGUGACUCCCUUCAUGCUCUCUACCACCUCUCAUCCCUCCAUUCCAACAUCCCGAGACUCAUAUCAUCCGGCAUCAUAACCGCCCUUCAACCCUUUCUUAUCGAUCUAGAUUCCAACUCAUGGACUGAGAAAGCCAUAGCCGUGUUAAUAAACUUAGCAGUUACUAAUUCAGGCAGAGCCGAGAUUAUAGCAGGUCCAGGUCUUAUUAGUGGGCUGUCAAUGUUACUUGACAUGGGUGAAUCAGAGAUUCAAGAGCAGGCUGCAGCGUGUUUACUGAUUUUGUGCACUGGAAGCGUUAAGUGUAGUGAAAUGGUGCUUCAAGAAGGGGUGAUACCUUCUCUUGUAGCGAUUUCUGUUAACGGGACCAUGAGAGGGAAACAAAAAGCACAAAAGCUGUUGAUGGUCUUCCGAGAGCAGCGGCAGAGAGAUCCACCGGUGGUGGUUCAGGGCAGUGUAGGACAGUGUGAGGGUGGCGAUGAGCGGAAGGUGUUAAGUAAGUCCACAUCUAGGAGGAAGAUGGGAAGAGCUUGGAGUUUUUGGAGGAAGAACAAGAGUUUUUCUGUCUACCAAUGUUGAACUCUUGAUUCUUAUGGAUAGAAAGUGUAAAUAGGAAAAGUUUCAGUUUUCUUUUUCUUUUUACCAUUGGUAUUUAGUUUGCAGUUUUUUCCCUCCCUUUUACCACGAAAGGAGAUGUACAGUCUUUUUCUAAAAGAAUUUUGUCCUUUUCUUUUUUUUA
Messenger RNA from Erigeron canadensis, 2632 nucleotides. Its product is annotated as U-box domain-containing protein 45-like. Gene Ontology annotation, cellular component: cytoplasm; nucleus. NCBI's taxonomy places the organism in Eukaryota, Viridiplantae, Streptophyta, Magnoliopsida, Asterales, Asteraceae. The record is from RefSeq and is a predicted model, not a curated record. The coding region runs from base 196 to 2472 and encodes 758 amino acids. The transcript has 6 exons. Gene Ontology annotation, molecular function: ubiquitin-protein transferase activity; protein binding. Gene Ontology annotation, biological process: protein ubiquitination.